AUGUUCACGUUUCUUAUAGUUCUGUCUUGUCUGAUCCUGAGUGUCCUCUCUACCAUUCACGAGUACCAAGGCCUGGCUCACACUACACUUUUCUGGGUGGAAAUCAUCCUCGUGGUGUUCUUCGGUGUGGAAUAUUUUGUCCGCCUCUGGUCAGCAGGCUGCCGCAGUAAAUAUGUUGGCAUCUGGGGGCGACUGCGCUUUGCCAGGAAGCCGAUAUCUAUUAUAGAUCUGAUUGUAGUCGUUGCCUCAGUAGUUGUCUUGUCAGUGGGUUCUAAAGGACAGGUGUUUGCCACCUCUGCUGUAAGAGGGAUUCGCUUCCUGCAGAUCCUGCGUAUGCUUCAUGUUGACCGGCAGGGAGGAACCUGGCGUCUCCUGGGCUCUGUUGUCUUCAUCCAUCGGCAGGAGCUGAUCACUACCUUAUACAUUGGCUUCCUGAGCCUGAUCUUCUCCUCAUACUUUGUCUACCUAGCAGAGAAAGACGCAGUUGAUAGCAACGGCUCUCUUGAGUUUGGAAACUACGCAGAUGCUCUGUGGUGGGGAGUGGUGACAGUGACUACCAUUGGCUAUGGAGACAAAGUGCCACAAACCUGGAUUGGAAAGACCAUUGCAUCCUGUUUCUCAGUCUUUGCCAUUUCUUUCUUUGCUCUGCCCGCAGGAAUCCUGGGCUCAGGCUUCGCCUUGAAAGUGCAGCAGAAGCAAAGACAGAAACACUUCAAUAGACAGAUCCCUGCAGCUGCCUGUCUCAUUCAGACAUCAUGGCGAUGUUGUGCAAUUGAGAACUAUGAGUCGGCUACAUUCAAGAUGUUUUUGAGGAAAAGAUCCAACAUCCCUGCCUCCACUUUGUCCACCCCCAAGACUAAGAAAUCGGUGAAGAUAAGGAGGAAGAUGAAGAGCUCUGACAAGGACAAUGGUCUGACUUCUCCCACAGUUCCCAGCAUCACCUUUGACUCUGUGUUUGACAGUGGGAAGGAGCUCAGUUCAGAUGUUUACAGCACUGUGGGAACAGGAUCCCACUCUCUGGGAGGAUGUGAUCACCAGCAGUCUUGGACGUCUCUAUCUUCCCUUCAGUUCAGCUCUCCUCCUCCAGUAAAAAGAAACCCUGGCCUUUUGGAUGUCCAGUCCCCUGACCCCCUCCAGAGGAAUUGUAGCUUUGCAGACGACCUGGAACUGGAGUCAGAACGAGACAGUGAGCUGACCCCUGUCACCUCUGUGUCACAGUGA
Molecule: messenger RNA, 1221 nt
Organism: Solea senegalensis (Senegalese sole)
Lineage: Eukaryota; Metazoa; Chordata; Actinopteri; Pleuronectiformes; Soleidae
Product: potassium voltage-gated channel subfamily KQT member 1-like
Exons: 13
Coding region: 1-1221 (406 amino acids)
Biological process (GO): potassium ion transport; transmembrane transport
Cellular component (GO): membrane
Molecular function (GO): voltage-gated potassium channel activity
Source: RefSeq, a predicted model, not a curated record